AUGAGGAUCAUCAUUUUAAUAUUACUUGGCGUGGUCCUCUGUGUAACGGCUGCUUCUCUAAACACUGAGAAGGUCUCCUCCGACACAAAGGAUGUAAGCGCCAUCGAAACAAAAAGUAAGGCUUUCGCCGACACAUCGAUCGCCGAAAAGGAAUUGCCGAUAGCGGAAUUGAGCGGAGACAAGGUUUAUUUUUUGUCAUUUGAUAAACACGGGUGCCGCCAUUCUACUGAAAAGGUUUGCCUAAGGGAGAAGCAGCCGAGCUUCUGCACCACCGUGAAAAGCGUCGAGUUAAAAAUGCGCGCAGGCGGCUGCGAAGGCUACGUCGCCAACUACGAAGGUCUAGGCGAAGAAAGAGGUGCUGCAAGCAAAGUACGAUGCUGUUCAGACAGAGGCGAGGUACUUGAAGAAAGAGUUGAAACUCGAGAGGGAAUAAAACACACUACUCUACCCAUCCACUGA
This is a messenger RNA of Ostertagia ostertagi, 459 nucleotides long. The record is from the annotation of a GenBank genome assembly. NCBI's taxonomy places the organism in Eukaryota, Metazoa, Nematoda, Chromadorea, Rhabditida, Trichostrongylidae.